Messenger RNA from Parus major (Great Tit), 3210 nucleotides. It is a transcript of the gene USP49, whose product is annotated as ubiquitin specific peptidase 49. Gene Ontology annotation, molecular function: zinc ion binding; cysteine-type deubiquitinase activity. Gene Ontology annotation, biological process: protein deubiquitination. Lineage: Eukaryota; Metazoa; Chordata; Aves; Passeriformes; Paridae. The record is from RefSeq and is a predicted model, not a curated record. The coding region runs from base 215 to 1879 and encodes 554 amino acids. The transcript has 5 exons. Gene Ontology annotation, cellular component: cytoplasm.
GGGCGUGGUCGGCCGGGGCGUCUCGCGCUGGGUGACAGCUCGCGCGUGCUGGUGAUGGCGGGCUUUGAAGCUGCCUGGCAGUGAGGACUUCCCAGUAAUUAAAUUCUCCGGGAUCCGUGGGAAGAUGGGGCUGCUCCGCGCCCGGGACGCGGCGUGGCGGAGGAAAGGAUGUGUGACCUGCACUCCGUCGGAGCAGCGACGCCUCCUGUGAGACAUGGAUAGAUGCAAACAUGUGGGGCGGCUACGACUCGCCCAGGACCACUCGAUCCUGAACCCCCAGAAGUGGCACUGCGUGGACUGCCACACCACCGAGUCGCUCUGGGCCUGCCUCAAGUGCUCACACGUGGCCUGCGGCCGCUACAUCGAGGAGCACGCCCUGAGGCACUUCCAGGAGACCCGGCACCCCUUGGCCAUGGAGGUGCAUGAGCUCUACGUCUUCUGCUACCUGUGCCAGGAUUACGUCCUGAACGACAACCCCGAGGGCGACCUGAAGCUGCUGAGGAGCUCGCUGUCGGCCAUCAAGGGGCAGAGGAGCGGCAGGACGCUGCGCUCCAUGGCGCUGGCGGAGGACGCCUGGAGGAGGAGGAGCCCUCAGGGCCAGUCCCAGAUGCUGGUGGCGCUGUGGCACCGGCGCCAGGCCCUGCUGGCGAGGGCUCUGCGCACCUGGUUCCACAAGAGCUCCCGGGGGCAGCUGAAGCUGAAGGAGAAGAAACAGCUGGAGGAGCUGGAGAAGAAGAAGGAAGCGGCUCGGCAGCGGCGGCAGGAGAUGAAGAGGCAGCUCCUGGAGGAGCUGGCCAACACUCCCCCGAGGAAGAGCGCCAGGCUGCUGUCCCACGUGCACAGGGAGAGCUUGAUCCCAAGGAAAUUCAGGGAAGUGGCCACAGCUUCCCCUACCUCAAGGCAGGUGCAGAGCAGCAGAUUCAAGCAGUUCUACUCCAUCCGGCGCCAGCCCCUGAUGACGCCGGGGGUGACGGGGCUGAGGAACCUGGGCAACACUUGUUACAUGAACUCCAUCCUGCAGGUGCUUAGCCACCUCCAGAAGUUCCGAGAAUGUUUCUUGACUCUUGAUCUCUGUGAAACAGAAGAACUUUUAGCUAAAACUGUGAAUGGGAGGGCCAGGAUGCCUGGCAGACUGGCAAACGGGGCUGCUGCCGGUGAGCCGGGGAAGCCUGACAGGGUGGGAUCAUCCGGCACCCAGAGCUCUCCGGCCAGCCUGAACGGCGGCAGUUUAGAGCUGAUCCAGCCCAAGGAGCCCAGCUCGAAGCACAUCUCCCUGUGCCACGAGCUGCACACCCUGUUCAGGGUGAUGUGGUCUGGCAAGUGGGCCCUGGUGUCCCCCUUUGCCAUGCUGCACUCCGUGUGGAGCCUGAUCCCGGCGUUCCGCGGCUACGACCAGCAGGACGCUCAGGAGUUCCUCUGCGAGCUCCUGGACAAGGUCCAGCAGGAGCUGGAGUCUGAGGGGACCAGGCGCAGGAUCCUCAUCCCCUUCUCGCAGAGAAAGCUCACCAAGCAGGUCCUCAAGGUGGUCAACACCAUUUUCCAUGGGCAGCUGCUCAGUCAGGUCACCUGCAGGACGUGCAACUACAAAUCCAACACCGUGGAGCCCUUCUGGGACCUUUCCCUGGAAUUCCCGGAGCGUUACCAUUCCCUGGAGAAAGGCAUCGUGCCCCUGCCCCAGGCUGAGUGCUUGCUGACCGAAAUGUUGGCCAAAUUCACCGAGACAGAAGCCCUGGAGGGGAGGAUCUACGCCUGUGACCAGUGCAACAGCAAACGGCGAAAAUCUUCUCCCAAACCUCUUGUUCUGAGUGAAGCUAAAAAGCAGUUGCUGAUCUACAGACUACCUCAGGUCCUCCGGCUGCACCUUAAACGCUUCAGGUGAGCCACUGGGCCCUGGAUUUUUGGGGGAAAAAGUGACCAAAAGUGUGCCUUUAAUUUCCCUCAGCUCCUGCUGAAAGCAGCUGUGUAAUUUCUGAGCCAUCAGGUUGGUGAGAGCCCCUCCCAUUACCCGUUUGCAGGGCGUUUUUCUGCCACAAUUUAAUAUUUUGUGCAUAUUAAUCCUUAAUUUCCUCGGGUUUGAGUCGAGUUUGCAGGCAGCUUGGAAGGAGAAAUAAGCUGAUGAAAGAUUUGGUGAAGGUGGGAGAUUGAGAGAAUUAAAUUCCUCAAAUUACCUGUUGAAUAGAAAGUAGAAAAAGCUGAAAAUGUUAGGACAAGUUUCUAAAGUGGUUAGGCUGGGUUUGGGGGGGUUAUUGGUAGAACUGAGGGUUUUUAAAGGUGGUCAGAGGAUAAAUCUGGCCCCAGAAAGCUCCACCUAAAACAAAAAAUAUCAAUGCCAGGGGGAGACCCCACCUAAAAUAAAAACCUUCAGUGUCAAGAAACCCCAUCUAUAAAAAUCCUCAGUGGUAGAAGGAGACUUUAAAUCUAAAUCUAAAAUAAAAAUUAUCAAUGAAAGGAGACCCCACCUAAAAUAAAAACCUUAAAUGGCAGAGGGAGACCUACCUAAACUAAAAACUCUCAGUGGCAGAGGGAGACCCCACUAAAAUAAAAAUCAUCAAUAGUAGGAAGAGACCCCACCUAAAAUAAAAACCUUCAGUGGCAGAGAGAGACUCCACUAAAAUAAAAACCUGAAAUGGCAGGGGGAGACCCCACUAAAAUAAAAAUCAUUCAUGGUAGGAAGAGACCCCAUCUAUAAUAAAACCCCUCAGUGGGAGACCCCACCUAAAAUAGAAAUCAUUGAUAGUAGGAAGAGACCCCAUCUAUAAUAAAACCCCUCAGUGGCAGGGGGAGAUCCCACCUAAAAUAAAAACCUUAAAUAGCAGGGAGAGUAAAAUCAUUCAAUGGCAGAGGAAGAUCCUACCUAAAAUAACAACCCUCAGUGGCAGAGGGAGACUCCACCUGAAAUAAAAAUCAUCCAUGGUAGGAAGAGACCCCCACUUGAAAUAAAAAUCAUUGAUGGUAGGAAGAGACCCCACCUGAAAUAAAAAUCAUUAAUGGUAGGAAGAGACCCCACCUGAAAUAAAAAUCAUUAAUGGUAGGAAGAGACCCCACCUGAAAUAAAAACCAUCCAUGGUAGGAAGAGACCCCACCUGAAAUAAAAAUCAUUGAUGGUAGGAAGAGACCCCAUCUAAAAUAAAAACCAUCCAUGGUAGGAAGAGACCCCACCUAAAAUAAAAACCAUCCAUGGUAGGAAGAGACCCCACCUGAAAUAAAAAU